AUGGAGGCGUGGACAAUACACGUAUUUUUUGGCGGACAAAGCAGCUGCAAAUGAAAGAGCUCAGCAGUGCCCUUCAAAGCGCGCUGAAAUCUUUUGAAUUUGUAAACAUACCGCGACCCUCGUAAGCCCAAUGCCCGGGCUCUGCACAAAUACACCUGAUCAUCCCCUGCCCAGCUAAACGGUCUGCUAACACACUCGGAUGGACGAACAGCAACUGGUAAGCUUGCAUUUAUCUUUUUUUGACUCUAUGUGCCUUAAAAAAGCGAUGCUUUUCGUUUACUGCUAGCACUGCUUGCUUGUAAGCUGUCAGUUACGUUACAUUACAAACCCUUGCCUGUACACGCUGAACGUCGUUUAUUUAACUUACAUUUCUGACAGCUGCUAAAGAAGUGACGCUUUUCAAACAAAUCCAGUGAAACUGAAAUACAGCUUUUGUUAUCAAAUCCCUUUAGGAUUAAAGAGUAGGUACCUUCUGAACUCCUCGUAGCAGCACAAAAUGAACGGAAAAGUCCUCCCAGACACUCCUAUAGCUGUAGACUGCUGGCAGCUCCGUAAGUGCCAUCACGUGCGUCUGUUCUUCUUGUCUCACAUGCACGCGGAUCACACCACUGGCCUCUCAUCCACCUGGAGUCACAGGCCUAUAUACUGCUCACCUCUCACUGCCAAACUGCUCCAGCUCAAACUUAAGGUCAAGGAGAAAUGGAUUCGUCCAUUGGAGAUUGGGGAAGCUCACAUGCUGUUGCUUGAUGAUCUUGGAAAAGAACGACUGACUGUUACUCUAAUAGAUGCCAAUCACUGUCCUGGGGCAGUUAUGUUUCUCUUUGAGGGAUACUUUGGCACCAGACUGUACACUGGUGAUUUCCGUUAUACUCCAUCUAUGCUUAGAGAGCAAUGUCUGAGGAACACCACAACCAUUGAUGUGCUGUAUCUGGACAAUACAAACUGUGACCCCACUCGAGCCAUACCUUCUCGUCAACAAGCCACACAGCAAAUUAAAGAGAUCAUUAGGACUCAUCCUGGAUAUGCUGUGGUUAUUGGUCUUUACUCUCUGGGUAAAGAGUCUCUGUUGGUGGAGCUGGCUAUCGAGUUUAAAACAUGGGUGGAGGUGGAUAGAGAGCGUCUGGAAACCUUGCGUGUUCUGGAGCUCCCGGAUGUUUUCACCACUGACUCUGGUUCGGGCCGCAUACGUGUGGUCGCUCAGUCUAUGAUCAAUGCUUCCAACCUGCAUGCGUGGAAUAAAGUCCAGCCUACCAUCGCUAUACUGCCCACCAGCCGCCCUAGGGUCUCCUGUCACACUAAUGUCUAUGUGGUGCCUUACUCUGACCAUUCUUCCUACCAGGAGCUGGAGGACUUUGUGUCAGCCCUGUGUCCUAUCUCACUGGUGCCCAUUGUAGGCAACUGUCUGCCUUAUUUUUCUUCUCUUCUAAACCCUAGCAGGAAAAAGCCCAAAGAGGUGGUGAUUCCAGAGUCGGUCAAGCACUACAUGAUGACCAAUUCUAAUAUUCAGACCUCCUCAAAUGGCAUAACAAACAUGCUUCAAACAGCCUUGCGCCCAGAGUCUCGUGGGGUGGUGUUCGAAUCUCCAGAGUCAAAAAUAAGCCGACUUAGUCAUGAUGAUGGAGAUUCUGACUGCAUUCUUCAAGACAUGAGCACAAACUCCUUCUCUCGAGAGAACGGCCCACACAACAAGCAUUUGAAACCCAUCAAAGUUGCAUCAGAAGAUGUCAUCGCAGUUGGCAGCAGCCUUCCUUCAGAUGACAACCAAUCUAUUAGUACACUUACACAUGUAAGAUCACCUGACCGCAGCUCUGUGUACGUAUGUGAGCAUGCAAGUCCAACCAAAUCAUCCAAGGAGAAGAGUCCUCGAAUGGGCAGCACCAAUUAUAGAGAGAGGUGUUGUUCGAUGGAUAGCAUCAGUAUGCAUGACCAGACCUGUGUUACCGGUGCACUUACACCCCCUGAAACACAAUCUGUGACCUCCACCUUGACCUUCAUGUUACAGCGAGAGCAGAUUGAGCAGUUGCUCCUUGAGAACUUCACCAUACCUGCUGAACAGCUCAAAGGUGAUCAGGUAUCACGGGGACUUUGUGAAGAGAAUCGCCUUACUCCGAUUGAUCUUCCUAAUCUGGCAGGUGAUCCUCUUGAAGCAGCUAUAAAGACAUUCACAUCUAAAUGUGAUUAUGCAAGCGCUUCCAGUAUGUGGUAAUGCUUAUGUGAACGUUUAUUUAACAUGUAUCAUUGUAUUUUAGAUGUUAACAGUAUUGUGGUUAAGUCUCCAAAUCAUUAGCACUGUGCCAAGUACUAAUUCUUUUCCACAUUGUCAUUCUGCUUUUCUUUAAGCCAAAAACUAUUGAUGACAUCAAUAUGAUGGUAUUAUUUUCAUUAUGUUGAUGCUGAGGUUCAACAUGUUUUGCAUGCAUUUGUUAUCUUACGUAGCAUCACACAGCAGCUUAUUGUAUAGAUUUGUUUUCACAUGGGGAAAAGAUCCUAUUAAAAGUGUUUCUUGUUC
Molecule: messenger RNA, 2509 nt
Organism: Carassius carassius (crucian carp)
Lineage: Eukaryota; Metazoa; Chordata; Actinopteri; Cypriniformes; Cyprinidae
Product: 5' exonuclease Apollo-like
Exons: 4
Coding region: 497-2206 (569 amino acids)
Biological process (GO): protection from non-homologous end joining at telomere; interstrand cross-link repair; double-strand break repair via nonhomologous end joining
Molecular function (GO): 5'-3' DNA exonuclease activity; damaged DNA binding
Source: RefSeq, a predicted model, not a curated record